AUGCAUUUGAUUUUCAGGUGGCAUUACAAGAUCACAUAAAACACGUAAGAGCCGAAAAAGAAGCAUCUUUACAAGCGGAAAAGGCAGCGUUGGAACCAAAAAAAGAUUAUAGUUUAAAAGAAGGACAGACGAUUAGUAUCGUAAUAGGAAAUCAUCAUCACACAUCAAAAACAACUCGCCCACAGAAUGAAAGCAAUGAAUCAUCCGCAGAUGUCCCGCUUUUACCUCCACCGCCUUCUACUUCAUCUAUUAAACAGCAACAACGUAUAAUGAAAUCAUUCGCUACAGUGGCAAACUCUUCACAAAAUCAAAUAUUAUCUGAAAAUAACGAUUUUGGCGGUUUUGUUGAUUCUUUCUCUUAA
Messenger RNA from Ambispora leptoticha, 362 nucleotides. Lineage: Eukaryota; Fungi; Glomeromycota; Glomeromycetes; Archaeosporales; Ambisporaceae. The record is from the annotation of a GenBank genome assembly.